CGGACUUUGGGUGUGAGGGGGGUAAUUGAGACACAGAGAGAGAGAGAGAGGAGAAGACUUGGCUGACUUGGAAGUGGCGGGGCGGUGAAUAGGCAAAUAAACCAGCUUUCAAGAAACAUGCCAAGAAAACGGGUGCUGGAAAAAGACGACGCUGUCAAAGUGAAGCGGACUAAAGUUAGCCAUCAGUCACACCGCACAGAGCCCGGGCUGGUCUUGACCCUGGGCCAGGGCGAUCUCGGGCAGCUGGGCCUGGGACCGGACGUGCUGGCACGGAAGAGGCCUGCCGUGCUGCAGCUCCCUGAGAAAAUCAUCCAGGCCGAAGCCGGAGGGGUCCACACCGUGUGCCUCACCGAGACGGGCAAAAUCUACACCUUUGGCUGCAACGACGAGGGAGCCCUGGGGAGAGACACGUCAGAGGAAGGCUCCGAUUCUGUGCCAGGCCUCGUCGAUCUGAAGGAGAAGGUGGUCCAGGUGUCGGCCGGGGACAGUCACACGGCAGCUUUGACGGAGGACGGGCGCGUUUUCAUCUGGGGCGCUUUCCGGGAUGAGAACGGUGUCAUUGGCUUACUGGCUCCUCUGAAGGGCGAAGAGAAUUUGGAGUCUGCAAAUGGCAGCGCCCUUCCAGUGGAGUUGCAGCUGGAUGUGCCGAUCGUGAAAAUUGCUUCAGGUAGCCAUCACCUAGCGUUAGUGUCCUUGGCAGGCAACCUUUACACCUGCGGUUGUGGAGACAACGGUCAGCUGGGCCGGGUGCCCCAGGUCUUCACCGCCAGAGGAGGAAGGAGAGGACUGGAACGGUUGCUGCUCCCCCAAGCGGUCACCAUCAAGCAGAGAGGCUGUAAGACCAAGGGCCACAUCCGGGACGUCUUCUGUGGCUCCUACUCGACCAUCGCCAUCACCCACGAGGGCCACGUCAUCGGAUUCGGCCUCUCCAAUUAUUACCAGCUGGGUUCGCAAGGAAUUGACACCUACUAUUCCCCAAAGAUUCUGACGGCAUUCAAGAACUCCACCAGAUCCUGGGUCGGUUUCUCUGCCGGGCAGCAUCACACGGUGUGCCUGGACUCGGAAGGAACCGUGUAUAGUCUGGGCAGGGCCGACUACGGCAUGUUGGGACUGGGAGAAGGAGUCCCAGAGAAGAGCACACCCACCGCCAUCCCGGGGCUACCCAAAGUAUCUUCAGUAGCCUGCGGGGAGCGGGUUGGCUACUCGGUCACGGAAGACGGUCGGGCAUUUGCCUGGGGCAUGGGCUCCAACCUCCAGCUAGCCACAGGUGAUGAAGAGGACGCUUGGAGCCCCGUCCAGAUGUCGGGCCAGCAGCUGGAGAACCGCACUGUUCUCUCCGUGACCGGCGGCGGGCAGCACACUGUCUUACUUGUCAAGGAACGGCAGAGUUGACUAAGUCUUCCCGCCGUCCCCGCGAGGGCCGUCUCCAGGGCUCCAGCUUCCUGAGUCGUUCAGGGCGGGGCUUGGAAGGCGGGCUCCCGACAGCUUCCCGUGCGGCGGAGGGGGAGAAGCAAACUUUCCGACUAUUUCUGUGGAGGAGAAAAUUAGCUGAUAUAAAAAUUACUCUCUCAGAGGCUGGGAUUUGUUUAACUUCAAAAUGGCUCCCCUCGUGGCUCUCAAAGGUAUUGGUGGCUGGGAGGACAAGGCCUUCAUUUGUUUUAAAACUUUAAAUUAAUCGACAGAUUUCUCCUCGAGAGAGAGACGCUCCGCUGUCCCGCGUCCUUCGGCUUUUUGCUCAGUGUUUUCCCAGUUUCGGCCCUCCGUUCGGCAUCCUUCGCCAUCGGACCCGGGCUUUUCCCCUGCUGGGCACUUGACUUCUUUAUUUCCUCUUUCUUUUUUUGCGCUUUCGUUUUUAAAGGCCUUUGUUCACCCAAUCAGCGCAGGGGGUUAUCGCUUCUCCGGCUUGACGGAGAAGCCAGCGCCUCUUUCUCCUGGGUGACGAGAGAAACGUAUAUCCUUCCGAGGGGGAAUCCCUUCUGUUUUUAAUUCUGGCGUAGCUCAGGCUGCUAGCUGCUUCCAAUGCCUCUACCAUCCUGGCCAAAGAAGACGGGGAAUUUCGGAGCCGAGAGAGAGAAUUGAGGUGGGGUGUGUGGGACACGGAUGCCUUUUGUUGAGUCUCCCAUCCGGUUGCUUUCUGAACGGGGCUUGAGUGUGACACGGCCCCACGCUGCUUCAAUGUGGGUGCCUUAAAGCUGUCAUCCCCAACAUGACGCCCCAUGCAGGCAUGGCGGACUACAACUCCCAUCAUCCCCAGCUCCACGGGGCUGGCUAUGAUGGGGAGUUGUAGCCCAUCACACCUGGAGAGGGGCGCUAGGUUGGGGAAUUCAACUGGGGUACUGCAGCAAGAUGGACGGUCACCCAUUGAGCGUGGCGGUAUCUUGAAAAGGGUCGGUACCGCCAUCCUUUCGAAAGUUCUGAAUUCCUCAGGGGAGGGUCAGGAUGGCCACGGUGAUUGGAGUGGAGCUGCCGGGUAUACUGGCCAGAAAGGAGCAGAGGCAGAAUUUUCCCCCUUUCUGGAUAUGUCCCGUAAUUGUGGUCGUAACCGUGUUGUGGGGAGCUGUGACCACCGCUCCCCGGCACACGGUUCAUCGUAACGUCUACCUGCUACGUGGAGAGUUGGUCCACGCGAACGUGGACUCCCCUCCUCAUCGCCCUGAGCCUCCUCUGUUAUCGCGUUGUCCGCAUUAGCCUGGACCCCUGUUUUCCACUUGGAAAGAAAACCGCUCUGCCCGUGUUCAGUUGGAAAAUUAGAACCUUGUGUGUCUCCCAGACUGGCGUCAUAUUCUCUCUCUGUCCCUGGUGUUCCUUCGCUCGCCCCCUGGCCCAGACAGCUGAUCUGUUUCUCCAGCGUCCUCAAACACGCGUAGGCAAGAAGCAGACGGGGACUAGCUGGCUUCUACGCGUGUGGCCCCUCCCUGGUUAGGGUCGCAAGUUUUUAAAGGUUUUGGCCUCUCUAGGCUACAGAUGUGCGCUUGCUUGUCCCGCCUCCAUCCCCCCCCCCCCCCAGCGUGCUAGUUUAAGGCCUCGGCAAGGACGACGGAGGAAGGCAAGCCUGAAUUCCAGCCACGCGGCCACCAAUUUGGGAUGGAGACACUCUUACCCUCUGAUCUCCCUCAGCCAUGUUUGGAAGGUCCUGACAGUCCUGUGAAAGGGCUCUUUGAUUUGAAAAGCAACAGGCCUGGGGUUGGGGGGGUUGGAGAGGUACGGGAAGGAAAACAAAAAUAUUUUGGCGGUGUUUGCAGAAGAGACGCGAAUC
Molecule: messenger RNA, 3256 nt
Organism: Elgaria multicarinata webbii
Lineage: Eukaryota; Metazoa; Chordata; Lepidosauria; Squamata; Anguidae
Gene: RCC1
Product: regulator of chromosome condensation 1
Exons: 10
Coding region: 118-1392 (424 amino acids)
Cellular component (GO): cytoplasm
Molecular function (GO): guanyl-nucleotide exchange factor activity
Source: RefSeq, a predicted model, not a curated record